Molecule: messenger RNA, 1049 nt
Organism: Eubalaena glacialis (North Atlantic right whale)
Lineage: Eukaryota; Metazoa; Chordata; Mammalia; Artiodactyla; Balaenidae
Gene: RNF125
Product: ring finger protein 125
Exons: 6
Coding region: 206-904 (232 amino acids)
Biological process (GO): ubiquitin-dependent protein catabolic process; protein polyubiquitination
Molecular function (GO): ubiquitin protein ligase activity
Source: RefSeq, a predicted model, not a curated record
UUCAGACGCGCGGCCGCGCACUCGGCCUGCCGCAGACCGAGGCUGGGCCCCGCGGCGGAGGCUGCUUCGGGGCUGCGCUGGCUGCGCGCUCUGGGAGGCGGCGAUCGCGGCUGGGCCGGGACUUCCUUCCUCCACCGCGCGACAACAAAACAAGCCGGCUGCAGGCACCGGGCUCUUGGCAACGGUCUGGGCCGGAGGCGCAGCGAUGGGCUCCGUGCUGAGCAGCGAUAGCGGAAAAUCCGCGCCCGCCUCGGCCACCCCGCGGGCCCUGGAGCGCAGGGGGGACCCCGAGCUGCCCGUCACGUCCUUCGACUGCUCCGUCUGCCUCGAGGUGUUGCACCACCCCGUCCGGACCCGCUGUGGCCACGUAUUCUGCCGUUCUUGCAUUGCUACCAGUCUCAAGAACAAUAAGUGGACCUGUCCUUACUGCCGGGCAUAUCUUCCUUCUGAAGGAGUUCCAGCAACUGAUGUAGCCAAGAAAAUGAAAUCCGAGUUCCAGAAUUGCACCGAGUGUGACACCCUGGUUUGCCUCAGUGAAAUGAGGGCACACAUAAGAACAUGUCAGAAGUACAUAGAUAAGUAUGGACCACUACAAGAACUUGGAGAGACAGCAACAAGGUGCGUAUGUCCAUUUUGUCAGAAGGAAUUGGAUGAAGACAGCUUGCUGGAUCAUUGCAUUACUCAUCACAGAUCAGAAAGGAGACCUGUGUUCUGUCCACUUUGCCAUUUAGUACCUAAUGAGAAUCCAAGCAGCUUCAAUGGCAGCUUAAUAAGACAUUUGCAAGUCAGUCACACUUUGUUUUAUGAUGAUUUCAUAGAUUUUAAUAUAAUUGAGGAAGCUCUUAUUCAAAGGGUUUUAGACCGGUCACUUCUGGAAUAUGUGAAUCACUCGAACACCACAUAAUUGUAUUAAAAGAAAAGGGAAGGAGACCGUACAAUUGCACCAUUUUUUUCAAGAUGCUGCUUGAAGAAUUGGAGGGAAACUGUCAAUGUUUGAUGGGCAAAAAAGUGUACAACACAGUUAUAUGUUUGUCCAUGUUUAUUGUUAU